Messenger RNA from Contarinia nasturtii (swede midge), 5748 nucleotides. Its product is annotated as calpain-D-like. NCBI's taxonomy places the organism in Eukaryota, Metazoa, Arthropoda, Insecta, Diptera, Cecidomyiidae. Gene Ontology annotation, cellular component: cytoplasm. The transcript has 11 exons. Gene Ontology annotation, biological process: proteolysis. Gene Ontology annotation, molecular function: calcium-dependent cysteine-type endopeptidase activity. The coding region runs from base 860 to 5698 and encodes 1612 amino acids. The record is from RefSeq and is a predicted model, not a curated record.
AAGUAUGAAUGCAAUUGUGUGUGAGGUAAAAGAGGACGCCAACGAAAGCAGCAAAGUUAUGCCAAUAUAGAAAAUACUUACACAACAAUCCAAACAAUGAAAAGUGGCAGUCAAACAAAGCAGAGAUGUGUGAAGAAAUCAAAGCGAGAGAGAUAGGAAUGGAACAAAAAAUGAACUGAAAACAGAAACCAACAAAAAUGGCCGAUCAGCUGUUCAUUAGAAUUUGUGUACGGAUACAGCAUUGAUGGUGUUUGUGUUCAACUCUCAAUCAAUUAAAAUUUAUUUAAUAAGACAUUUUUGUCAGACAGUAAACAAUCGACCCGACCGACGAUUAACUGAAUCACAGGGAAGUUUCGAUUAAAAUCAACAAACAAAUCAUUUCAGUUUAUUGUACCCAUACAUACAAAAUCUGAACGUCAAACAAUGAAUUGUCGUGGACAUCGUCAUUUGUAUACGGAUUGCAAUUAGUUUUCGGAAAAUUUGAUAAAUUGAUUUUCGAUGUGAUUUUAAGUCGUUAUUUAAUUGUAUUUAAUUUGUUGACAUCUGAUAAAACGUGAAAAGAACCAUUCAAAUUCAUCGAUGGCAGUGGUUUUGUUGAUAGUGUGAUAAUUCUUUUUUUUUUAUUUGGAAAACACAGAAAAGAAAAACGAAAAAGAAGAAGAAGAAGAAAACAAAAGAAAAUAAACAGAACAAAAGAAAUAGAGCACGAUUAGAACGACGAUAUAUAAAUGUGAAUGAAUGUGCAAGGAAUUUGAUGUGUGCUAAAUGACAAAAAUAGAAAAAUCGAAUGAACAAAAUAACACAAAAAGAAUGGGCGAGUAAAGAAAAUCAAAGUAGCCAUGCUAUUGGUCCGUAAAAAAUGGGUACUAUCGCGUCAGUGCUUCAAUGGACUUGUAGCAAUAAAAAUUGCCGAUAUAUCAAUCCAACAGAGUCGUUGAAGUGCAUUAAUUGUGGUAAUAUUCGUCGUAUUAAAAUACCAGCCUAUUUGGCGUCACCCGAUGAAUACGACGAUGGAUGCGAAAACGACAGCAGCCCCUCCGAACGGACUACCACUUUAAAUUCAACCAUACAGCGGACGAAAACAACGAAUUCCGAUCCAUGCGACGAAACACUGCCUGGAUAUGUUGAAAUUAAUUCAAACGGACUUAAAUCGAAGCGUAUUUAUAAAACAUUAUUACGUAGUCAUCACAAACACAAUUCCACCGAAUCGCAGCCACAAGAAUCUUCGUCGAAUCAUAAUAGUAAUGAGCAUCACGAAGCUUUAGUGCCAUUGCAACGUUCGAACAGUACGCCAAGCCUGAAACGAUGCUGGUUGUGUCAAUCAUGCAAAGUACUCAAUAAUUCGGUCACAUGGCAUUGUCUUAAUUGUGAAUGUGUCAGUGUUGUAGCGCCCAUUUACAAGGACACUCUACAAAAAGGAUGCAUACGAAAUGAAUCACCAACCACUGCAAUCGCCAAGGAUACAAAUCUAAGUAACAACAACGUUAGAUCAAAAUCAAAGCAAAAUAUACCAAAUUCAAUAUCGUGCGGUAAGUUGGCAAAAGUUGCAAUGAAUCAAUCGUCAUUAAAUGAUUUUAAUCGACCAACAAAUCGAUUUUCGCAUCGUCAAAUGGACCUGUGUCCGGUAUUAGUUGCAUCGAAUUCGUCAACCGGUGAUUGUUAUGUGAAUCAAGUGAAAUACAACGAAGUGACACGUUAUCGUCCGGUUGGUGGACUAUGUCCAUUGAAUCGACACCUUGAAAAUAAAUCACUACCAAAUAUUGCCGAUGCAUUUAAAUUAGAAUCGAAUAUGCCGCCAACCCGAGAAAUGUCCGAACAUUUAUUUGGCGAACGAAUUUUCACGGUUAAUAAACCAAAUGCAUUUACAACAGUUGUAACAACAAAUCAUGGCAUCAAUUCAGCACGCAAAGCACUUACGCCAAUGCAUGAUAUUCAUAAGUUUACGCGUUAUGCAACGAAGUCAGCUGUACGCGAAUCGGUUGUUAAGAAAAUGUGCACACCAGGCGAAGCAUGUCGAAUGUGCAAUUUGGGUCGAUGUCAAAAUGAUACAUUUUCCAUAAAUAAAAUUCCAUCUGAUUUGGAUACAAGCCGUUUUACGAUUACAACACUUUCACGCAAUAAUGCGGUUAAGUCGAACGAUAACAAUCAAACGCUUAGUCGGAAUGGUGGCGUUCUGAUUGCAGUCCGUGAUUGGCCAAUGGAAAAAAGUGCAGCACCAAAGAAUAAUGGUCAUUCAACGGUGACACCCAUGUCACCCGAUACAUACUAUGAAAUUCUUCGAAAUCCAAACAAUAACACGGCCGUCGAACAAUCGAAUAAGGAUGGCAAUCGAAUGGUUAAACCACAAACACACAUCUAUGAAAAUAGUAUGUCACCGAUAAAACCUGAAAGUAACGGGCCUAUUUAUGCUGUUGUGAAUAAAAUGAAUAAAACGAAAACUACAAAACCACAAACGACAGCUCAAUCAAUAAGAUCACCCGAACAAACAAAAUUUACAUACAUCGGUAUGAAUCCGCAUCAUACAUCAAGCAAUGUGAAAUCAAAACCCGCCGCAACGGUUGAUGCAGAUGCACUAUAUGCAUCGAAUAAAAACUUACAACAUAAUAAUAAUCUCAGUAAUAAUAAUAAUGGAGUUGUUGGACUUCAGACCAAUGUGAUGCCUAGUUUAAACAGCGUGAACAAUAAUAAUGGCGUAACAUCAAACGAUUGCACACCGCUUACCCCUGCAACAAAUACCGAAUUCUCGACGAAAGUAUGGAAAGGCAAUAAAAAACCAAUGGAGCCAAAUAAAACCGUUAAUACAUCACAGCAGGCACAAUCUCGUUCGCCCGAGCUUUUAUCACAACAGACGGCCGCACCACGUAUGUGGACGUGUACCAAAUGCUCAUAUAGUUAUAAUCCACUUUGGGCUGAUAACUGUGAUAUUUGUAGUGCGCGCCGUACACCGCCGUCACUGACCCAACCCAGCCUAAUAACGGUUACGAAGGAUAAACCAACGGCCAGUGUUGACAUCGAUUCACGUUCAACAACAACAACAACAUCGGAGGAUCAAAGUCAAGUUAGCAUCAACAAUAAAACCGAAACAGUUAAAUUUACACGUUCAACGGAUAAUAUUGUUGAAGUUCCGAUGGCAUCUUUUGAACAGGAUUUAGAAGACGACAAUUUAGAUGAUACGGUAGACUAUCCACAGGAAUGGACUUGCAAAAAGUGCACAUUGGUCAAUACAAACGUCAAUCAAACAUGUGUGGUGUGUGGUGGAUCAAAGUUAAAAAGCGUUUCGACAUUUGAAGAGUUGACACUUCGCAAAGGACACUAUUGGGUUUGUACGCAUUGCACUUUGAAAAAUGAAAUCUCAACAACAAUAUGUGCGGCUUGCAAAUCGAUCAAACAAAUAUCCGGACAACAAACCAACUAUCGACCAUACACUUCGACACCGGUGUCAAACUUAAAUAAUAAAAAUCGACCAAAUGCAAUUGGCACAUCAUCGUCACAGCAUGUGAUCGGCGGCGGCGGUGGUUUAACACCACCUGUUCAACGUGUUUUAAGAAGUCCAUCGCCAAAGUACGAUAAAACCGCUUCUGGAGCCAUUCCAAAGAGACACAGCACUGGUGUAAUGAUUGGUAAAGCAACAAAUAUCAAUCACAGACACAGCGUUGGACCGAAUACUACUGCAACGAUUCCGGUAAAAGUGUGGCACUGUCCUGCGUGUACGUACGAAAAUAAUUCGGCAAGCGUUGUAUGCGACAUCUGCUCAAGUCCACGUGGUUUGGCAAAUAGUUCGAAGUCAUCGAAUGACAUGAGUUCAUUGCGGUAUGAGGGCACCGUUACGAGCGAAACUUCGGUUGAUUUAAGCCGAAAGGAGAGCAAACUUAUGGAAAAUCUUCGGCGAAAAGAGGAGAGCGAAGCUCGUACAAAGUGGGAAAAUAUAAUUCAAUACUGCAAAGAUAAUCUGGAAACGUUUGUUGACGACUCAUUUCCGCCGGCUCCAAAAAGUUUGUACUACAAUCCAAGUUCGAAUAUUGAAGCAAAUCCAGUGGUACAAUGGCGACGACCGCAUGAAAUAAAUUGUGAUGGUGGUUCAUUUCCACCGUGGGCCGUAUUUCGCACUCCACUACCAAGUGACAUUUGCCAAGGUGUUCUUGGAAAUUGCUGGCUAUUGUCAGCUUUAGCCGUGCUCGCCGAACGUGAAGAUUUGGUUAAAGAAGUGCUUGUCACGAAAGAUAUAUGUCCACAGGGUGCCUAUCAAGUGCGUCUGUGCAAAGAUGGAAAAUGGACCACAGUAUUAGUGGAUGAUCUCUUGCCGUGUGAUAAGCGGGGUCAUUUAGUGUAUUCGCAAGCGAAACGAAAACAACUUUGGGUUCCACUCAUCGAAAAGGCGGUUGCAAAAAUUCACGGGUGCUAUGAAGCCCUUGUUUCGGGACGAGCUAUUGAAGGGCUCGCUACACUGACCGGUGCACCGUGCGAAAGUAUACCUCUGCAAGCAAGCUCACUGCCAAUGCCAAGCGAAGAUGAGCUCGACAAAGACUUAAUUUGGGCCCAACUGUUGAGUUCGCGUUGCGUUAAAUUUUUAAUGGGAGCAAGUUGUGGCGGUGGCAAUAUGAAAGUUGACGAAGAUGAAUAUCAACGGAAAGGUUUAAGACCACGGCACGCAUACUCAGUUUUAGAUGUUCGAGAUAUUCAGGGUCAUCGUCUAUUAAAACUUAGAAAUCCUUGGGGCCAUUAUUCCUGGCGAGGCGAUUGGUCGGACGAAUCAAAGCUAUGGACUGAUGAACUACGUGAUAUUUUAAUGCCGCAUGGCGGCUCCGAAGGCGAAUUCUGGAUAUCAUUUGAGGAUGUUUUGAAAUAUUUUGACUGUAUCGAUAUAUGCAAAGUUCGAUCCGGUUGGAAUGAAGUUCGCUUACAAGGAACGUGUAAACCACUGUGUUCAUUAUCAUGUGUUUUGCUUACUGUAUUGGAACCGACAGAAGCCGAAUUUACACUAUUCCAAGAGGGACAACGAAAUUCCGAAAAAUCACAACGAUCACAACUGGAUUUAUGUGUCGUCAUAUUCCGCACUAGGUCACUAGCCAAUCCAGAAGUUGGACGUUUAGUUGAACACAGCAAACGACAAGUUCGUGGAUUUGUCGGUUGUCAUAAGAUGCUGGAAAGAGAUCUCUAUCUGCUAGUUUGUUUAGCUUUUAAUCAUUGGCAUACAGGGUUGGACGAUCCGUCGCUUUAUCCGCAAUGCGUGCUCGCCAUUCACAGUUCGAAGCGGUUAUUAGUUGAGCAAAUUGUACCACCGCCAUUCAUUUUGGCGGAUUCAAUUAUCAAUUUAACGCUUGCAAAAGGUCAACGACAUGAGGGCCGUGAAGGAAUGACUGCCUACUAUUUGACCAAGGGUUGGGCAGGCUUGGUGGUAAUGGUUGAAAAUCGUCAUGAAAACAAGUGGAUUCAUGUGAAAUGUGAUUGUCAAGAGAGCUAUAAUGUUGUAUCAACACGUGGCGAAUUAAAAACCGUUGACUCAGUACCUCCACUGCAAAGACAAGUGAUCAUAGUCUUAACUCAGCUUGAGGGUAGCGGUGGAUUCAGUAUUGCACAUCGAUUAACGCAUCGUUUGGCCAACUCACGUGGAUUACAUGACUGGGGACCGCCCGGUUCAACUCAUUGUCCACCGAUCGAUACAGUACACGGGCUUCAUGCACCUCGUUUAAUCACAUGAUGUGAUAACAAUUCCAUAUAAAAACAAACAUUAAUUAAAAAAAAAAAAAA